UAAAAAUGAAGGCGCCAAAACCAGUGACCUAAUCCAAUCCAGGUUUCCUUAGCGAAGCAGACAUAAAGGACUGAGAUAAGAAAAUUUACUCACUGAGUGUGGACUGAGCUGAGAGAGACUCACUCACUCAGCUGCUACAUCAUUUAAGCAUGGCCAUGGCAGUCGCCAACUGCUGCUUCUCUGUUGUUACCUCCACCGUUAAAUUCCGUUGCUGUGUUCCUUCCCAACCAUAUCUCGCCACGUCGCAGCAUUCCGUUGCUUCCGUCACUUGUAAAGCCGUCGUCAAUCGCAGCAGACGCCCUGGAGAACAUAAAGAACGUGUCUCGCAGAAGAAGUCUCCGGGGAAAUCGAAGGACAAGAGGUCCUCUUUACAUGAUGAGGAUGAUGAUGGAAUCAGUGGUAAAAGGAAUGCAGGGAAAUCCCAAUCAAUGGCUUUUAAGUCAUUUGGGGCUCAAAGAAAAGAUAAGAAAGAAUUUAAGUUUGAUAUGAAGGAACAACAGUUUGAGCCACAGAAUCUUAAAGAUGCAGCAUUUUUAGAUGCAGUUGUCAAGGUUUACUGCACCCAUACAGAGCCUGAUUAUUCCCUUCCUUGGCAAAAACAAAGGCAAUACACAAGCACAGGAAGUGCUUUUAUGAUUGGCAAUGGAAAACUUUUGACAAAUGCUCAUUGUGUUGAAUACUAUACACAGGUCAAAGUGAAGAGAAGGGGAGAUGAUACCAAAUACGUAGCUAAGGUACUGGCCAGAGGAGUUGAUUGCGACAUUGCUUUGCUUUCAGUAGAAAGUGAGGAAUUUUGGGAAGGAGCAGAGCCACUGAAGUUUGGACACUUACCACGUCUUCAGGACGCAGUAACAGUUGUAGGAUAUCCCCUUGGAGGAGACACCAUUUCAGUGACAAAGGGGGUUGUGUCUCGUAUAGAGGUUACAUCGUAUGCUCAUGGAUCAUCUGAUUUGCUGGGUAUUCAAAUUGACGCAGCAAUAAAUCCUGGUAACAGCGGUGGUCCUGCAUUCAAUGACCAUGGGGAGUGCAUUGGAGUAGCAUUUCAGGUAUACAGAUCUGAAGAGGUUGAGAAUAUUGGAUAUGUGAUUCCAACAACAGUAGUAUCUCAUUUUCUAAAGGACUUUGAGAGGAAUGAGAAAUACACUGGCUUUCCUUCACUUGGUGUGAUGCUGCAAAAGUUGGAGAAUCCGGCAUUACGUGCAUGCUUAAAAGUACAGUCUAAUGAGGGUGUGUUGGUACGGAGAGUUGAACCAACCGCUGAUGCAAAUAGAGUCUUAAAGGAGGGGGACGUGAUUGUGAGCUUUGACGAUGUUCAUGUGGGGUGUGAAGGAACAGUGCCAUUUCGAUCAAAUGAGCGCAUUGCAUUCCGUUAUCUUAUUAGUCAAAAAUUCGCAGGCGAUGAAGCAGAGCUUGGCAUAAUUAGAGCUGGGUCAUUCAUGAAAGUUCAAGUAGUUCUUAAUCCUCGAGUGCAUUUGGUUCCAUAUCAUGUUGAUGGGGGUCAGCCUUCGUAUUUAAUAAUUGCUGGUUUGGUGUUUACUCCCCUUUCAGAACCACUGAUAGAGGAGGAAUGCGAGGGCUCUAUAGGGCUGAAACUACUAGCCAAGUCACGUUAUUCUCUGGCAAGGUUCAAAGGGGAGCAGAUUGUUAUCCUAUCACAGGUCUUAGCAAAUGAAGUCAACUUUGGAUACGAGGAUAUGAGCAAUCAGCAGGUUUUGAAGUUCAAUGGAACUCAAAUAAAAAACAUUCAUCACCUAGCACACCUUGUCGAUUCAUGCAAGAACAGAUAUUUAGUUUUUGAGUUUGAAGACAAUUACCUUGUUGUGCUGGAGAGGGAAGCAGCGAGUGCUUGUUCAUCCCACAUUCUCAAAGAUUAUGGAAUUCCAUCUGAACGAUCUUCUGAUCUAUCAGAGCCAUAUGUGGAUUCAUUAGAAGACAACCAGGCAGUAGAUCAGGAUUUUGGCAAUAGCACGGUUACAAAUCUGGAAGUUGGCUUUGAUGGACUCCUCUGGACAUAAUACCAAGUGUCGGGAGAUCAUUCUGAGCUUUAUCAUGACAAUCAACAGUUGGAGAGUGUGGUUAUAACCUCAACUCAAUGCCACCAAAUUGAUAAAUGCCAUGCUUCUGCCCAUUUUCAAGGCCAUUACACGAUCUCCCUUUUUUUCUGGUACGGAAUUACCCGAUCAUGGUCUCUCUCUCCUUUUCAAUUUUUGCUUCAUUUUUGUUUGGUUGCCUGGGCUUAUACGGAUAGAUUUUAACCAUUCUGCAUGUUAAUUAUAACAAUUAGGCAGAGCGUAAUUUUUUACUGUGGGGCUCACCGUCUCUCGUCAGCCUUGAAAUUAUUUGUUGUAAUGAUUUGAAAUAAUAAUGUAAAACUAAAUUAUUUAUGAAUCCAUUUGAUUCGGAAUAAAA
This is a messenger RNA of Populus nigra (black poplar), 2409 nucleotides long. RefSeq names its product protease Do-like 2, chloroplastic. Gene Ontology annotation, biological process: proteolysis. The coding region runs from base 150 to 2015 and encodes 621 amino acids. NCBI's taxonomy places the organism in Eukaryota, Viridiplantae, Streptophyta, Magnoliopsida, Malpighiales, Salicaceae. Gene Ontology annotation, molecular function: serine-type endopeptidase activity; protein binding. The transcript is spliced from 21 exons. The record is from RefSeq and is a predicted model, not a curated record.